AGAACUGGCUAACUCUCAGGAAAUUCUGGAGGAGAGUGGUUCUAGUAAUCAAAGGGUGGUUCGGGCCCUGUAUGAAGCCUUGAGCUCCCGAGACGUGGACAAGGUUCACAGCCUUCUCUCGCCGGAUCUAGAUUGGUGGUUCCAUGGUCCGCCGUCACACCAGUUCUUGAUGCGAUUGCUCACCGGUGUUUCAUCACCAGACGACGUCGUUUUCCAAUUCCAGCCCCAAUCCUUCGCCUCAUUCGGACCCACCGUCCUUGUCGAAGGCUGCGAUUCAGAUCUGUCAAUAGCUUGGGUUCACGCUUGGACCGUGACGGAUGGGAUAAUUACCCAGGUUAGGGAGUACUUCAACACUUCCCUUACCGUCACCCGCCUCGGCGAUUCUUCCUCCUCUUACGGCAAAUACUCGCCGCUAGGAUUCGCUUCGUCGUCUUCCUCAUCAACGUCCGAGAUUGCUUCGUACCACUGCCCCUCCGUUUGGGAGAGUAGCCUCUCCAGUCGGGUCGGAAAGUCGGUGCCGGGUCUUGUCCUGGCGAUUUAAGCGACCCCGACGUAAUCUCUCUGAUCUAGUGCACCCGAUCCUAUUGUAAUAUACUACAGUAAAUAAAAUCGGGUGCUUACGUGGCUGGCCCUGGUUGCCUGUGAACUUAUGGUCUGAGAGUUUAAUUGAGAAGAGUUGAGUCAGAAGAGUCAGGGAAAUGUAGGUCCCAGUAGCGUUUGGCUUUGGUUUUCUUCCUUUCGUGACUUGUCGUUUUUACUUUGUUUCGUUUUGUCUUGGAGUGUGAACUUUCUUAUUUUAUUGUCGUGUUUUUAUAUAGUGUGUGCUGGUUUAGGGUGGAAACCAUGGGGGUGAUGAGUUCCUAUUGGUUGUUUCCCGAAGCUUCUGUAAUGUGUUGUUCUGCUUUUCUAAUAAACAUGCGUUUUCAUAA
Cannabis sativa is the source of this 929-nucleotide messenger RNA. RefSeq names its product wound-induced protein 1-like. The record is from RefSeq and is a predicted model, not a curated record. The transcript has a single exon. The coding region runs from base 170 to 541 and encodes 123 amino acids. NCBI's taxonomy places the organism in Eukaryota, Viridiplantae, Streptophyta, Magnoliopsida, Rosales, Cannabaceae.